Messenger RNA from Trematosphaeria pertusa, 363 nucleotides. RefSeq lists its product as uncharacterized. Lineage: Eukaryota; Fungi; Ascomycota; Dothideomycetes; Pleosporales; Trematosphaeriaceae. The coding region runs from base 1 to 363 and encodes 120 amino acids. The record is from RefSeq and is a predicted model, not a curated record. The transcript has a single exon.
AUGGCACCGCCCAAACGCGCCCUCUUCUCGCUCAAUCUCGACUCCAACGCCGACCAUAUCUACCAGCGAGUCGAAGACCACAACAAAGAAGGGACGGAUAAAGUCAAAGUCCUGGAAUCCAGCGGUCCAACGCACGGGAACACGAACUUGUCCUUCGUAACGAAACCUUUCGAAGAGGCGGUUAAUCGUACGGUUGAGGGAGUCAUCGAGGGAACUGGCAAAAAAGUCCAUAGUGCAGAGGGAGAAUUGACAUACGAUAUCAAUAAGUCCGAGCAGGAAACAAGUUCGGGAAGCAGGACUGUGAAGGUUCAUAAGAAAGGGAGAAAGAAGAUCGAGGAUAGUUACGAUACGAGCGAUCUAUAG